UGUGUCUUAGUAUGGGUGUCAAUCUUUAAUCCAUUUAAUUCCUACACUCACAUCAUUCUGAGUAUGAUUAGAAUCAAAUCAUCUAGACAAUUAGAGAAGAAUUCAAAUUAACCGACGAGUUCUUAAAGCAAUGAAAAAACCUUUUUUGAUAAACUCUGCUCGCUCGGACAUCCAUUUAAUUGAUACCAUAACUUUAUUUGGAGGUUGUGAGUUACAGUAAUGUAUAUUAUAUGUUAGCAACAGUUAUUCCAUGUCAUGCACAUGAAUCACACAAUUCAAAGUUACUUUGACAAAAAUCAUCAUAUUCACCAGCAAGUAGUACUUUUCUAUUAGUUAAUAAGGAAGCUGUGUGUGAUAUUCGUGCCUAUAUCAUACUGCCAGUAUCAAGCCAUUCUAAAAGGGUAUGAGCGGUUCAGAGAAAGUUUUACGCUUUUCAUAAGGGGUAUUUUUAACUGACGUGAGUAGAACCAAACAGAUUAAGAAAGUUUUAUUUCCUCAAUUAACAUCUAAGUGUAACGGUAUAUUCUCUUUUUUUUGACUUCGUUUCGAAUUAUUGAAGAAAACAUUAUAACACUUGACAGUAAGAAGUAAUGUCUAGAUGUUAAAGAUAAGAGAUACCUGAUUUGACAGCGCUAGACGAUUAAAAUCUAGUUAGUUCUUAGCUGAACUACCAAUCAAUAUGAAAGACUUCUUAUUCAGACAUAGUAAAGACACCAAAUCAUUCUGAUUGAAAAAAAUAUGUUUACGAUCCAAAGAGAAAAGAGUGGACUUGAAAUAGGAAAAUACAUCAAAUUAUUUCAAAGUAGCCUACUGGAACUAUAGGUUCAAAGUAACUUCAAAUCAUAAAUGAACAAGCCUUUUAUGUGAGUUUAACAAUAGCUUCAAAUGAAUAAAGCAUAGAUAUGGAUUGACAUCAGUUCUUAUAAGUCACUUCUUCGUUUUUAGUUGUAUACCACACGUAAGAGUUUAUCAAAUACAGUGUGCACUCCAAAUGUUUUCUGUCAGUUCUGUAAACCGAUUUUCAUGGAGUGACUUUCAUGUGGUUUGUCCACUUAUUGUCACCGCAGGGUGAAUAUAAGUGUGGGUGUGAGUUUGCGGUGUGGGUGUGGGUGGGUGUGGCUGUGAAUGUGGGUGUGGAUGUGGGUGUGCGUGUGCGGGUAUAGGUGUGACUGUGGGUGUGUGUAUGGGGUGUGGCUGUGGGUGUGGGUGUGGGUGAGGGUGUGGGUGAGAGUGUGGGUGUGAAUGUGGAUGGGUGGGGUGUAGGUGUGUUUGUUUGGCGGUCGCUGUUUCUGGAUGUUGAUCUAAAAAGUGAAUAAAGAGACCAUCCACCCCAACACCCACACCCACACCCACACUCACACCCAUACCCACACCCACACCCACACCCACACCCACACCCCACACUCCACACUCCACACCCACACCCACACCCACCCACACCCACACCCCACACUCCACACCCACACCCUCCUCCUGAACCACUGAAAUCAUUAAUGUCAGGAACAACGCCUGAAUCGAAGCAUUUCUUGGAUAACAUUAGAAAAUACAAUUCCUGCUUUCAAAUGACAUCUUUUGACACGUCAGAGAAAGUGGCUGACCCAGGCUUCAUGCCUACUUUCAGAGUUCAGGGUCAAGUAUAUCAUCGCGUAGGAUCUCUGCUGCCGUCUUCGAAUGAAGAACAUAAAUUUCUUCAAAUUUACUUCAUGGGCGACGAUCGAAAAGAAGUGCAACAACGUUGCAAAAACAUGCCUGGCGUACGUCAAGACAUUGUCGAGAAACUGCAGCAAAUGGUUCAUGAGCACCACAUUUAUGUUGAUCUUUUCAACACUGCCCUUCAAAGAAUGCCUACAGAUCAAUACAAGUUGCUUAUUCGAGCAGACAUGAAACCUGUUGGAGAGCAUGCACGUCGUUUCAAUGAGCCAGUGACAAAUGAGGUGGCGGUUGUCAUCGCUGGCAACGACUUUGAGAAACGAGAUAUUGUCUUGGAGAAGAAAAAUGGCCAGUUACAGAGAGUAUCUGAGACACACAGAUCGUAUGAUGCCUUGCAAUAUCCUCUCAUCUUUUGGAAAGGUGAGGAUGGCUACCAUUUUCUUAUCGAACAGACUGAUCCAACAACUGAAAUGGCUGUCACUGGCAAAAAGGUGUCGGCUAUGAGUUUUUAUGCUUAUAGAAUUAUGGUACGAAAUGGUGCUGUCAAUCAUAUCUUACAGUGCCGACAACUUUUCCAUCAGUAUGUGGUUGACAUGUACGCAAAGAUCGAAAGUGAAAGAUUAUCUUUUCUACGUUAUAAUCAAAAAAAAGCUUAGAGUGGAUGAAUACAUUCACCUGAAAGAUGCUAUAGCCAAUGAUGGACGAGCUGACAAUCUUGGUCAAUUAGUGAUUCUACCAGCAACUUUCACUGGAAGUCCCCGGCACAUACAUAAAUAUACACAAGACGCUAUGACUUAUGUAAGAAACCACGGAAGACCCGACCUCUUCAUAACAUUCACCUGCAAUCCUAAGUGGCAAGAAAUUCAAGCAGAAUUAAUGGAAGGUCAAGCUCCCUCUGAUCGUCAUGACCUAUUAGCAAGAAUGUUCAGACAAAAGCUCAUUAAAUUGGUCAACAUUAUUACCAAAAGCCAUGUAUUUGGGCUAACAAGAUGCUGGAUGUAUUCUAUUGAAUGGCAAAAGAGAGGACUACCACAUGCCCAUAUUUUGAUAUGGCUGAAGAACAAAAUUAAAGCAGAUCAAAUAGAUAGCGUAAUCAGCGCAGAAUUACCUGAUCCUGAACGAGAUCCUCGACUAUUUGAAAUAAUUAUCAAGACUAUGAUUUACGGUCCAUGUGGAAGUAUCAAUCCAAACUCUCCGUGUAUGGAAAACAAAAAGUGUACAAAAAGAUAUCCAAAACAACUUUUGCAUGAUACAGAAACUGGUGAUGAUGGAUAUCCAUCGUAUAGAAGAAGAAGUUCAGAAGAUGGUGGUAUCAAAGCCAAAAUCAAAAUGAGAAUUAAUAACUCCAUUCAAGAAAUCGAAAUUGACAACAAGUGGGUUGUGCCAUAUUGUCCACUACUCUCUCGGGUCUUUCAAGCCCACAUUAAUGUGGAAUAUUGCAACUCGGUAAAAUCAAUCAAAUACAUCUGCAAAUAUGUCAACAAGGGCAGUGAUCAGGCAGUGUUUGGUUUGAGAAGAGAUGGAGCACCAGUUGAUGAAAUUAGUAACUACCAGUUAGGUAGACACAUCAGUAGCAAUGAGGCAGUCUGGCGAAUCUUGGAUUUUCCAAUUCACUAGCGAUAUUCAACCGUUGUUCAUUUGGCUGUUCAUUUGGGAAAUGGUGAAUGCAUUUAUUUCACCAAAGAUAAUGUUCAUGAGAAAGCUAAUGAACCACCAAGAACAACACUAACAGCAUUUUUCUUGCUCUGCCAGAAAGACGACUUUGCCAAAACGCUGUUGUACUGUGAUGUUCCAAAAUACGACACAUGGAACGCGUCUGAAAAAUUGUUUAAGCGACGUGUUCAAGGAACUGUUGUGCUUGGUCAUCCAGACAUUAGAGAAGGAGAUGUGUUGGGUCGUGUUUACACUGUGCAUCCUAAUAAUUUCGAAUGCUUUUUCCUACGACUCUUACUUCAUGUGGUCAGAGGCCCUACUUCAUUUGAAGCUCUUCGAACUGUAAACGGUCAGAUCUGUGCAACAUUUCGUGAAGCAUGUCAAUUACAUGGAUUACUGGAAGAUGAUCAGCAAUGGGAUGCCACCAUGUCCGAAGCAGCUGCAGCUCAAUCGCCAGCAAGAUUAAGAAAUCUAUUUGCUCUUAUACUAGCUGUUUGUGGACCAUCCAGUCCAAAACAAUUAUGGGAGUCGUACAAAGAAAGCCUGACUGAAGACAUUCUGACAAAUGCUCGCAGACAAAAUCCUGGAAUGAAUUUGGAUUAUACACCAGAUAUGUUUAAUCAUGCACUGAUUAUUAUUGAAAGAACUGGCAAAGCAAAGGUUCUGCAAGAAUGUGAACUUAUUGUAUGGGACGAGUGCACAAUGGCUCAUAUGUAUGCAUUAGAAGCUUUGAACCAUACUUUACAGGAUCUUCGUAACAAUGGAAAGAAUAUGGGUGGAGUAGUUGUACUUAUUGCUGGCGAUUUUAGGCAAACAUUACCAGUUAUUCCAAAGGGUACCAUGGCUGAUGAGCUAAAAGCUUGCUUGAAAUCUUCGUAUCUUUGGAGACAUGUUGUACCAUUAAAACUCAGUACUAACAUGAGAGUGCACUUACGAGGUGACGUAUCUGCCGAUCGUUUCGCUGAACAACUUCUCGCAAUUGGAAAUGGCAAAAUACCUGCUGACCCAGUCAGUGGACUUAUUAAUAUUUCAGACAACUUUUGCAAUAUCGUUGAAUCAGUCGAAGAACUCAAGAAUACAGUGUUUCCAAACAUUCAAACUCAGUACAAGGAUCACAAAUGGUUAUGUGAACGUGCUAUUCUGGCUCCGAAAAACGUCAAUGUAAAUGCUAUCAAUCUACAAAUACAGCAACAACUUCCUGGUGAAGCUAUAUCUUACAAAUCAAUUGAUACAGUUAAAGAUAUCGACAUGGUAGUUCAGUAUCCAACUGAGUUUCUUAAUUCACUCGAACCUUCUGGAAUGCCACCACAUAACUUGCGUCUGAAAAUUGGAUCAUCUAUUAUGCUCCUAAGAAAUCUGGAUGCACCAAGAUUAUGUAAUGGUACAAGGCUAUGUGUCAAAACUCUAAUGCCUCAUGUAAUCGAAGCAACGAUCAUGACAGGUUGUGCAAAAGGUGAAGAUGUAUUCAUACCAAAAAUACCUUUGCUCCCUUCUGAUAUACCAUUCGAGUUUACACGACUUCAGUUUCCAGUACGGCUUGCCUUCGCAAUGUCUAUUAAUAAGGCUCAAGGGCAAUCACUUAAAGUUGCUGGUGUCAAUUUAGAAACUCCUUGCUUUUCUCAUGGUCAACUUUAUGUGGCAUGCUCGAGAGUAGGAACGGGAAAGAAUUUGUAUGUUUUUGCUCUAGAUGGAAAAACGAAGAACAUCGUGUACAAUACAGCUUUACAAUGA
Molecule: messenger RNA, 5034 nt
Organism: Rotaria sp. Silwood1
Lineage: Eukaryota; Metazoa; Rotifera; Eurotatoria; Philodinida; Philodinidae
Source: the annotation of a GenBank genome assembly